Molecule: messenger RNA, 3401 nt
Organism: Manis javanica (Malayan pangolin)
Lineage: Eukaryota; Metazoa; Chordata; Mammalia; Pholidota; Manidae
Source: RefSeq, a predicted model, not a curated record
CGGCGGCGGUCCCGAGCAGCUGCCCACAGUGGUGAUGGCCGUGGCAGCGGCCUCGCCACGUGACGCGUAUGGGCGGAAGCGGAAGUGCUGGCCUGGAGCCCGCGCUUGAGACGAGUACCCUGCGCGCUGCCUAGCUGUCGUCCCCUGUACCAAGCAUGGACUGCUACACGGCAAACUGGAACCCGCUUGGAGACUCUGCCUUUUACCGGAAGUAUGAACUGUACAGCAUGGCCUGGGAUCUGAAGGAGGAACUCAGAGACUGUCUGGUCGCUGCUGCACCCUAUGGGGGCCCCAUUGGCCUGUACUAUAUGGGGAAUGUCUGGGGAGCUGGACAGAAAAUCUCUUCUCGAACUACAGCACUGCUGAGGAGCCCCUGGAGGAAGGAGAAGGCUGCCAGCGCACGGCCAGUGCUCAGGAUCUACUCUGCUUCGGGGGUGCUUCUGGCCAGUCUGCCGUGGAAGAGUGGGCCUGUGGUGUCCCUCGGCUGGUCCGCUGAGGAAGAGCUGCUCUGUGUGCAGGAAGAUGGUGCGGUGCUGGUUUACGGGCUUCACGGAGACUUCCGGAGACACUUCAGCAUGGGCAAUGAAGUACUCCAGAACCGGGUUCUAGAUGCUCGGAUCUUCCAUACCGAAUUUGGUUCCGGGGUGGCCAUCCUCACAGGGGCCCACCGCUUCACCCUCAGUGCCAAUGUGGGUGACCUCAAACUCCGCCGGAUGCCAGAGGUGCCAGGUCUGCAGGCUGCACCCUCAUGCUGGACCACAUUGUGCCAGGAGCGAGUGGCACACAUUCUUCUUGCUGUGGGGCCCGAUCUUUACCUCCUGGACCAUGCAGCCUGCUCCACAGUGACACCCCCUGGCCUGGCCCCAGGAGUGAGCAGCUUCCUGCAGAUGGCUGUCUCCUUCACCUACCGACACCUGGCACUCUUCACAGACACAGGCUACAUUUGGAUGGGGACAGCAUCACUCAAGGAGAAGCUGUGUGAGUUCAACUGCAGCAUCCGGACUCCACCAAAGCAGAUGGUCUGGUGUAGCCGUCCUCGCAGCAAGGAGAGGGCUGUCGUGGUGGCCUGGGAGAGGCGGCUAAUGGUUGUGGGCGAUGCACCUGAGAGCAUCCAGUUCGUGCUGGAUGAGGACUCCUACCUGGUGUCUGAGCUGGAUGGGGUCCGCAUUGUCUCCCAUAGCACCCACGAGUUCCUGCAUGAAGUUCCAGUGGCCAGUGAGGAGAUCUUCAAAAUUGCCUCGAUGGCUCCUGGAGCACUGCUGUUAGAGGCCCAGAAGGAAUAUGAGAAAGAAAGCCAGAAGGCAGAUGAGUACCUGCGGGAGAUCCAGGAGCUGGGGCAGCUCACCCAGGCUGUGCAGCAGUGCAUUGAGGCUGCGGGACAUGAGCACCGACCAGACAUGCAGAAGAGUCUGCUCAGGGCGGCCUCCUUUGGAAAGUGUUUCCUCGACAGAUUUCCACCUGACAGCUUCGUACGCAUGUGUCAGGACCUGCGUGUGCUUAAUGCUGUUCGGGACUAUCACAUUGGGAUCCCUCUCACCUAUAGCCAAUAUAAACAGCUCACCAUCCAGGGAAGAUUGGUUAAAUCUAUCUCACCAGAUUUCUUCUCAGGGGAGGAUGUGGAGGAUGUCUGGGCCACAGAAGAUCAAAUGCGACUCCUCCGACUGCAGCGACGCCUAGAAGAUGAGCUGGGGGACCAGUUCCUCGAUCUGUCUCUACAUGACACAGUCACCACCCUCAUCCUGGGUGGCCACAACAAGCGUGCGGAGCAACUGGCACGUGAUUUCCGUAUCCCUGACAAGAGGCUCUGGUGGCUGAAGCUGACUGCCCUGGCAGAACUGGAAGACUGGGAGGAGCUAGAGAAGUUUUCUAAGAGCAAGAAAUCACCCAUUGGCUACCUGCCUUUUGUGGAGAUCUGCAUGAAACAACAGAACAAAUAUGAGGCCAAGAAGUAUGCCUCCCGCGUGGGUCCUGAGCAGAAGGUCAAGGCCUUGCUUCUCGUUGGGGAUGUGGCUCAGGCUGCAGAUGUGGCCAUUGAGCACCGGAAUGAAGCAGAGCUGAGCCUUGUACUGUCCCACUGCACUGGAACCACAGAUGGGCCCACGGUUGAUAAGAUUCAGCGGGCCAGGGCACAAGCCCAGAAGAAGUGAGGGGCAUACCCUGCACAUCUCCCGAAGCCCUUGGCUUGACAGAAGUGUCACUGCUCAUCCAGCUCCUCCUGCAGAGCUAAGCCUAGGAGCUGGUGUGGGGUGGGAUCUGGGGUCUGGUUGUAAAUAAAAUUGGAACUUUGUAGAGUGCUUGUCUUACGCUGUUCAGCUAAGUGAAGGCAAGCUGGGUCAUUCCAGAGACUUAAGCGGAACUGGAUAUGUGUGAUUAUACUGGGGCUAGAGAAGGAGCUUCUCAGUGACAUUUACAAGAGACUUACCCUCUCCACAGUUACCAAGGAAAGGCCUCUCAAACUCAGAGCCCCUCGGAAGAUUAUGGGAAGAGAUGGCACAAAACUUAAAGCACCAACCCAUCAAGAGUCACACUGAAAAGCAUUAUACGCACAAAAACUAUGUUGAACACUUUACCUUUGAUAUUUAUUCCAUAUGACAGCCCUGUGAGGUAAGUAACAUCACCCCAUUUAAAAGUAAGGGAAAUUGAAGAUAGGGGAAAUUUGGUACCAGUGAGUAUACGGCAAAACUGGGAAUUGAAACCAGGAUGGCAUCUGGGGGUCUCAGGGCAUCUCCAUGGCUUUUGUGACUGAGAAGGGAUGAUCUCUGAGCCAGAACUGAAGUCUGGGCAGAGGAUUCCAAGGCAAGGCCCCCAGUGUAUGCUACAGUGAGGGUGGGGUGUGGCCAGAGGGCUGGAGGGGUUGGACGGGAACCUUCAGAAAUCCUGUGCACUGAACAGUGGUUAGUAAGUCCUGAGUAGGCUCUGGGCUGAAGAGAAGAGGAUGGAAGAUCGCAAUUCUGCCAAAGUAAACUGCAAACAAGAGACCCCUGGCUCUAUCCUCCCCCCAGUGGAGGCUUCACUCCAGCCAGCCUUCCUUGCCUCCAGUCUCCCAUGGUUAGCCUUUCAUUUGUAGUCCAGUGCACCUUGGCUUCAUGCCCAGCUCCCCACCCAACACUGAGGGGAUUACCUUUUCCUUUUGUUGCCUCCUUAGUCCAGAAGGAGGACAGAGGAGGAAACCCAAACCCAGAUGGAGGGUAGGCCUCACUGGAGCUUCUGGCUUUUGCCACUUUAGUGCCCCUAGGGUUGCCAAUGCUUGAAAAGAGAGACUUGGGGCCUGGUAAGGUGUCUGUCUUCCUCCACCUGAUUUGUAAAUGAAGUAUGAAAAUCCUUUAAGGAUGUAAAUCAAAUUGUAAUGCAACCAUUUAUUGUGCUCAUCACAUAUUACAUGGGUAAAUCACAAGUUAAAA